GGACAAACACUCACAAUUGAGUUUCACAAAGUUAUUUAUCUUUUGAAAUGACGACGGGGGUCUUCAAAUGCUCCUAAAGCAAAUUACUAUCUCAAGGGUCUUGGGGCCUCUUUUUCUGAUCGACGAGAUCGAAGAAGGCGACUCCGAGAAUGCAAAUGACCUUUUACUUGUACUCCAACACACCUAUCCACAGUUUUUCAAAAAAAGUAUCGGAUGGAAACUGAGUAUCGAAGAGGUUGAGUUUUUAAUUUUGGAUGCUCCACGACAUAGCUUGCAGGUGAACCUUAAAAGCGAAUUUGUAUGUGCUCAACGUGAACACUUGAGGUGUUGCUGUCCUUCUGCAUGCACAAUUUAUCAGGUGCUUACCAUCCAGCACGGGUUCCUACUUCGACAUGGAACGCAGUUUGGGGCGCUUUUCAUUGGUUACGUUGACCUGCAGCAUCACGGUGAGGUUUUAUUUUUCCUCGGACCCCUCUCCGAACUGGAAAGAGUCGCUGCAAAGCGAGUAGCUAGGAAUGUGGGAAAGCGGGCUAUUGCAUGCGAAUGUACUGGCAGGGAAGUACACCUCCGUGAAAUUAUGGAUCCCCAGGACGAUUUGCCCACGUUACGUCGAAGAAAGAGGCGGAGACUAGACAAAGCCAAAAUUGACAGCUAGCGUAAACGCGUUAAAAUACUAAUAGUGUAGGUUUUCCUGCAUUUUCUAUAAACUUUUACACAUUGCUGGGAUACCAGGCUGCUGAUUCGUUAUUGAGUUUUGUGAGAAACUGAAAAAAAA
Phytomonas sp. Hart1 is the source of this 775-nucleotide messenger RNA. NCBI's taxonomy places the organism in Eukaryota, Euglenozoa, Kinetoplastea, Trypanosomatida, Trypanosomatidae. The record is from the annotation of a GenBank genome assembly.